Nematolebias whitei (Rio pearlfish) is the source of this 787-nucleotide messenger RNA. It is a transcript of the gene ndufab1b, whose product is annotated as NADH:ubiquinone oxidoreductase subunit AB1b. The transcript is spliced from 5 exons. Bases 50 to 520 code for a protein of 156 amino acids. Gene Ontology annotation, biological process: fatty acid biosynthetic process. Gene Ontology annotation, cellular component: mitochondrion. Gene Ontology annotation, molecular function: acyl carrier activity; acyl binding. Lineage: Eukaryota; Metazoa; Chordata; Actinopteri; Cyprinodontiformes; Rivulidae. The record is from RefSeq and is a predicted model, not a curated record.
GAUUACUCCGGCUCUUCUUGCCGCCGAUCCUCCAGCAAUUCUCCCCAACAUGGCGGCCCGUGUCCUAGUGCAGUGUGUCCGCUCGCUCGCUCGUCCCUCUCUGCGGCUUUGCUCCGGUAACUCAGCCGUCAGAGCCGCCGUUAUACCUUCAGUCACGACCCACCGACCUCUGUCCUUCGCCGCAGGCAGCCGGAGGACGCGGUGUCUCGGUCCGAGCCAGAUCCCCUCGGUGGGCGUGUUGUGCCGGCAGUAUGGGGACAUGCCCCUCCUCACUUUAGAAAGCAUCAAAGACCGCGUCAUGUAUGUACUGAAGCUCUACGACAAGGUCAACCCAGAAAAGCUGCAGACGUCUUCCCACUUCAUGAAAGACUUGGGUUUGGACAGUUUGGACCAGGUGGAGAUCAUAAUGGCCAUGGAAGAUGAGUUUGGUUUUGAGAUUCCAGACGUGGAUGCAGAGAAGCUGAUGACUCCAGAGGAGAUCGUACAGUACAUCGCAGACAAGAAGGACGUUUAUGAAUGACGUGUCCUGAAGCUCAGAGGCAGAGGGUGCCCGUUCCCCCCGAGGUACCAAACCAGUUUCCACUUGAGCCCCGUCAACUCUUCAGUUCAUUGUGGCGAUGUCCGGGUCACCCGCCGCGUCUCGUGCGUCACUGUAUUUAAACUAACGUGUUCUUGGGAGUUUAGAGAUUUAAAAGCUCGAUUAAAACAAAAAAUACAUCACAGAUCUGAUUUAUUGUUUUUUUUUUUUUGUUUCUUUCAGCCCCAACCUGCAGUGUUGAUGUAUAAU